This is a messenger RNA of Rhea pennata, 10370 nucleotides long. RefSeq names its product BRCA2 DNA repair associated (gene BRCA2). The record is from RefSeq and is a predicted model, not a curated record. Bases 1 to 10296 code for a protein of 3431 amino acids. The transcript has 27 exons. NCBI's taxonomy places the organism in Eukaryota, Metazoa, Chordata, Aves, Rheiformes, Rheidae. Gene Ontology annotation, biological process: double-strand break repair via homologous recombination; regulation of DNA-templated transcription. Gene Ontology annotation, cellular component: nucleus.
AUGGAUAAGAAAAUGGCUUACAAACCAACUUUUUUUGAAAUAUUUAAAGCCCAAUGCAGUGAAUCAGAUUUAGGGCCUAUAAGUCUCAACUGGUUUGAAGAACUCAGCUUAGAAGCUCCUCCUUAUGAGCCUAAAUUGUUAGGAGAACUUGAUGGUCAUAUUAGCUGGCUUGAUCAAGCUUCUUUUAAAACUCCAAGGGCGAAACUGUCUACAUACAGCCAGCUGGCUUCAACUCCACUUAUUUUUAAAGAACACAGUACAAUAUUGCCACCUUUUUCUUCUCCUGGAAAAGAACUGAAUCAGAAGAAAAUAGAAAUAAGCAAAGAGAAUUUGAUUAGUCCAAGAAUCAUAAGAACAAAAAUAGAUAAAGGAAAUGAAAUAUUUGCUUCUCCUGCUGGCACCUGUCAUGUUGUUAGGUAUGCUAUUCCGACUAUUUUAAGGAAUACUUGCAGGACUCCACAGAGAAGUAAUAUUCCAGGACCACAUGGAAGCUUGUUUUGCACACCAAAACUUUUGGAGGUCAGAACUCCAAAACAUAUUUCUGAAAGUCUGGGAGCAGAAGUGGAUCCAGAUAUGUCCUGGUCAAGUUCUUUAGCCACACCUCCAACACUUGGUGCCACAGUGAUAAUAGCUAGAGAGAAUGAUUCCAUUUCUGAAGUAAAGCAACAAGAUGAAAGAGCUGAGAUAGUUUCAUAUAAUUUUUGCUCCAAACAUGAUAAAAAUACUGGGAGGAAUGAUACAAGUAUACAGUCCAUAUCAGAGGCAAUAAAGCUAAAUGCUGAAGAUUUUGAGUCCGAGAAGAUAUUAGAUGGCUCAUUUGGAGAGAUGGAUAGCUUUGAGGAUACAUUCAGCAUGUCUACUAAGUCCAAUGGAACCUUUCUGCUGAAGCCAAAUGCCUUGGAUGAAGUAGAGAUAUGUGAAAUAACCACAGAUAAAGUACAAGGAAGGGGGGAUGUUGCUUCUGAACAGACUGGCAGAUCACAGGAAGUGAAAACUAGCUGGACUGAGAAAAAACACUCAGAAAUGAAGGAUUCUUUACUUCAGAAAACUGAUGAAGAUAUGAGAUAUGUUAAACAUGCCUAUUUAAUAGGACAGGAAAAGGAAUUGGAGUCACUUAAAAUCAAAAUAGAUAUGCAAGAUAACAGAAUACAGAAAUCAUCUGAGAACAAGAAGCUUGUGAAAGAAGACCUGUCAUCUUCAUUCAGUCAGUGGUCUCAGCUAAGCUUAUCUGGUCUAGAUGUAACUCACUUGGAAAUGGCCAUGUGUAACCCAUCUGACUUAAGUAGUGAGAAAAAUUUAGAAGAGAAAGCAAUAUUAAUGACCAAAGAGGAUGCUGUAGAAACAUCUUUACUGAAUACUUCAAGUUUGUUAAAAGCACAAAAGCUGUUGAAUGUCAAUUUGUCAGAGAAGUGCUAUGAAGUAAAAAAUUCUGAGAACAAUCCAACAUUGGAAAUACCUCCAGUAAAAUCUGAGUCUAUGAGUAUUCAAGAUCCGAAGUUAAUAAAAGGAUUUGCUGCUGAAAAGGUUUCUAAAGUGAGCUUUUUAGACUGUAAUUCUUUUUUAAUUGAAAGUACAAAUGUCACAGAGUAUGCUGUAGUCUACAACAGCAGCUUUUCCAAGCACUUAAAGGCAACUUCUAAAUCUGUCAUAACUGACGUUCUGUCUCAUCCGCUUGUAUGUAGCACUGCAUCUCCAGAUAACUGCAGUGACCUACAUUUAGCAGAUAGUGAAAAUACUCUUGCAAAAUCUGACUUUAAAAGGCUGAAUAUGUUAUCCAGCUUGAAAAAGAGAUCCAAAAGGUUUAUUUAUACUAUAAAUAACACUUUACUGUAUCAAGAAGAAAAAAUUCAAAAAGAACUAACCUCUGAAUCACCUAUUCAUCCUACAUUGCCAUCUUCAGAAUUUGAUUCAUUUGAAUUUAAAGGUUGUCAUGUGACCAGAGAUGAUGAUCAAGGCUGCUUACUUUCUGCUCAGAGAAAGUAUUUGCAAUCAAAUAUCAAGGAAAAUAAUUUCAGCACUUGUACCAUAAAAAUGGAUAUAAUAGAUAACUCAUCUGAUAAUGCCUUCAAUGAUAGGCUGAAACAACAGGAGCUGGAAGACAUAGGGAAAAAUGCAAGACAGCAUCAACCUGUUACAUCAUUAAAAUGCUUAGAAGUAUCUAAUGCUUUGAAAGAAAACAUGACAGAAUCUUUAAAUAGGGAAAGUAUUUCAAAUAUAAAACGUAAAGUUCUAACUUCAGCACGCCUUAUGGCAAAGAAGCAUUCUAGAUUUGUGCCUAAAGGCUAUUGCUUAGAGAAAGACAAGGAGGAUAUGCAUAUGAGUAUUAAUGUGAGUGAUGGAGCUACUGUACCUCAGUGCCUUAAAGGACAGCUUGCACAGUCUUCUGCUGGUGAUAAUGAAUGCUUCACUGAUAUGCAGCAUGGCACAACAUCUGUGACAAACUGUUGUUUCAGUAAUACCUCGAGUCAAAUCAACUUUGACAUAAGUAAGGUCAGUAGUGAUUAUUGUAAUAAAAUAUCAUCUGAAAAAAAGCAUGCUACAGAGCAGUUGUCAGUAGUUGAAUGUAGAGAAAUACUUGCACCUUUGGGAAUAAAAGGCUCAGAAAAUUGUAAUACUGAACUAAAACAUGUGAAAAAAAUAGAUAUAGCUUCCUUUUCAGAAAUUGUAGCUACCAAUCAAGAAACAAAGUCAACUGAAAAUGAUGAAAACCUGCAAGCAACUGCUUGCAAUAAUGUAGAUGUAGAGAGCACUAAAGAAUUGUUGCAUUGUAUAGCUGAUAAUUCUUUAAAUGAAGUAAUUUCUGGAAAAGAUAAACAAGCAGCACCUGUAUAUUUAAACAAAAAUCCAAAUGAGAACCUAGAACAUAAGGAGAGAUGGUCAGGAAAUCUAAAUGCAUGCAAUUUAAAUCUGAGUUUUGGUGGCUUUCAAACAGCUUCCAAUAAGCAGAUCAAAUUCUCUGAAGACAGUAUAGCAAAAAGCAAAAUGUUGUUCAAAGAUAUUGAAAAUGAAUGCUUUGAAGCCUCUUCCAUGGCAAGAGUCAGAAAUAUUUCAGAUCAAGUUAAAGAGGCAAAUAUGUUUUUCUCAGAUGUGGAAAGCAAAUUGGACAGUAAUUUAUCUGAUUCUUUAGGUUCACAGGCAAGUUUUCUUGAACCUAGGCAUACACAGUUUAUUCCACAUAAAGUUGAUCUAUGUACAGAUUUUCAAAUUUGUCAACAAAGUCAACAGUCCUUGCAAGAACCAAAUCAAACUCUGACAGCAAGCCAAGAAGCUGAAGUUGCUGAACUUUCUAAUAUCUUGGAAGAAACAGGCAGCCAGUUUGAGUUUACACAGUUUAGAAAGCAAAGUAACGUGUUACAAAGUCAUGUUUCUCAACAGUUUGGAACUGGAGAAACAAAUGAUACAACAAAUGUAGAAAAUAUUUCUGAAAUAUGGGAAGAUACUGAUUUUUGUAAUGCUCUUAAAUCUGAAAAUCAAGCAAAAAACCCCAAGUCUUGUAGUAGGCAGAAAGACACUAAUGAAGCAUCUAAAAUGAUGGAAUAUGAAAAAGAGAAUAAAAUGCUUUUCCAUAAAAAUUACAAAGAGGUUACUUUUACUCACUUAGAUGGAAAUAGAAUAUCUGAUGGUCAAAGCCUUCCAGUGCCUAUACAGGAAAAUUUCUCUAAUUUUGUGGGCUUUACUUCAGCUGGAGGUAAAAAAAUAAAUAUUUCUAAAGCAGCUUUGACCAGGUCUGCAGAGCUGUUCAGGGAUGUGGAUGAUGAUAACUAUUACUUUAAAUCUUCUGAAACUAAUACUAGAUGCCAGAGUUCGAAUGGGCAUAAGUCUUCUGACUGGAAUUUUUUUGGACACCUGACAAAAGAAAAUAGAAGAAAGACAGUUUGUGUUACAAAUGUUAAAAGUGUAGGUUCUGAUUCCUACACAGAUUCAGUUUCCCACCAUUCAGAGAAAAAAUAUGAGGAAAAUACUAGUACACCGCUUAGAGGAAAUACAGAAAACUGGGCAAAAAGAUCAAGAAAUGAUUAUGAAAAUGUCAAUUUUAGUUGUACUAAUAAUGUUAGAUAUUCUGCCUGUGAAAUGGAAAACUGUCUAUCAUCCAUUAAAAAACACAACCAGAAUCUGAAAACUUCCAAACAGUUUUUGAAUCAAGAAGAUUGCCAGGUUGAAGGCAGUUUGCAAGAAGAUUCUUUAGAUGUAAUGUGUAUAGGAGAUGCUAAUACAACUGGAGCAAAACAUAGUUUAGUUAUAUCCAAUGAAAUGGAAAAACUGAUUCCUAAUCAGAAAGGACAGGAGAGAAAUCAAGAAGAUAAAUUCUUACCACAAAGUUUUCAAACUGCAGCUAAUAGUGGUAUAUCCAUUUCUGAUGCAUCUUUGGAUGAUUCUGUAUAUUUACUCAACAUAAAAUCUUGCAAAAGAGAUCUAAGCGUUUCAGAGAACUCUGAUAAACGAAAGACAAAUAAUAAAAACACAGAAGAAGCAGACACCAUCCCUGGUAAGAACCUGUCUGUCAACCACAGCAAAAUAAAAAUAGCCUCAUACCAUCAUCAUCAAAUACCUUUCCAGCAAGAGAUGAAUGUGGAAGAAAAUGCAGUUAAAGGGAGUUAUCCAACUGGCUUCCAUACGGCCAGUGGCAAGAAAAUAACAAUUGCUGAUGGAUUUUUAGCUAAAGCUGAACAGUUUUUUGCAGAAGAAAAUCUUUUUUUAGGAAAGGAACAGAAUGACAAUUUUGAGGACCCCUUAAGGAAAAGGAGAUGUAGUACAGAUUGUGUCAGAGACUGUGAUUCAUGUAUUAAAAGUACUGCUCAGUGUGAUCCUGAAACACUUAAUUUUAGUGAAAAUCUUCCUUGUAAAGAAACUGGAGAUCAGUUUAAACAGACAGGAGAGCAUAGUCCUUUUAAACAAACUGUUAUGCUCCAUACUGUUCAGAAAGAUGCAUUUGUUAAUAUAGGUAAAGAUUAUGAAAGAAAUUUUGGAAUUCAACAUGCACAAAAAAAAGCUGAUGUUAGAUUUGGAGAGUCACAAUUUCCUGGAAAGAAGAGUGAUGCUUUAAGUGGAACUUCAUUGUCUGAGGAUGAAAAGCUGUUUGCAGAGAGAGACGUGGAAUAUUCCACAAAAAAGAAUGAUCAUUCAGAAAAUAAGCAUAAUUGUCCUGUGCAAUCUGCAGUAUCUCUGCACUUAAUGAAGAUAUCAAGUGACCUUGCAGAUGAUUCUGUGCCUAGAGAUGCAAAAACUAGUUUAUUUUCUGAGGACAGUAAAAAUAAAUCUAAUCAGUCUCUACUCUUAACUUACUCAAAAAGUAGCUCUUACUUGAAUUGUGACAGUAAGGAAAUUGACUCAGAGCAUCUAGAUGAAUCUUACUCUGAUACAAACUACUUCACAGACACCACAGUUACUGCUCACCCAAAACAGUCCCCAACUGGUCGUCUUGAAGAUGAAACUAAUUUGACCAGAUCAGAAGAAACAUCACAUAAUUUUAAUGUUGAAAAACAAAUGGAUGAUCUGAAACCAAUUAUGAUUACUACAGCCAAAGGUAAAGCAAUUUCUGUUUCAAAAAAUACAUUAGCAAGAGUCAGACAAAUAUUUCAAGAAAACAAUGCAGUAUCUGUGAAACCUAAAUCUGAAACUAAUUCAAAUACUAAUCAGAUGGAAAAUGCUGCAAAUUCAUCUUUCAUUGUUCACACUCAGUGUCUUGAUUCUGCUAAACUCUUAAACACUGCAAAAGGUGAGGUGACUAAUUCAGUUGCGUCUCAUUUCAUUAAUGUAAAUGAGAAUUCUGGUGAAAAUGAACACCAUGAUACAAAUACGCUUGCAGAUGUAGAGUCUGUUCCGAAUUCUCAGAUGAGAUGCUUUAAGCAGAACAUUAAGCUUUUAGGACACUCGCCUAUGCUAGAUAAGCAGAUAAGGCAGUCAGAUUCUUCUGUAAGUAAUCUUGGAUUUUUUAGUACAGCAAGUGGUAAACCGGUACAAUUAUCAGAAGAGUCAUUGAGGAAAGCUAGGCAGCUCUUUUCUGAAAUGGAAAAUAAUAGUUCCUCAGAUCUGCGAGAAAUACUUUCAGUUGAGGAAGAUGUUAAUUCUGAUGCAAGCACUGAAGCAGUUCCUAAGAAAAUGAGGCUAAUGUUACCAAAAGGGGGAGAGAAUUCCAACACUGAGCUGAUUUUACAACCUGCUUUUGGGUUCAGCACUGCAAGUGGAAAGCAAGUAAAAGUCUCUGAAAAUGCCUAUCAGAAAGCAAAGGCAAUUUUAAAAGAUUCUGAUGACUUUGUAAGCAAUAGGCUUGGCAUUGCAUAUCAACUCGAUUCAACUAAAGAGAGCAGUCAACCUGUAAAAUCUCUAACUGAUUGUAGCAAUACAGCCAAAAUAGUAGAUAAAGUGAUCUCAGAACCCAAAGUUGAAGAAAGAUUCAGUGAAGAACUUGAAUUAGAAAGAAUCUGCUCGGAGGAAAUGAAGCCUCUUGCAAGCACUCACCAUGCUAAAAUGCCUGAGUACAUAUUGCACAGCAAGAAAGACAAGCAGUUAACAUUAUUUAAAAAUAGUUUUCAGCAAGAGGAGACCUCAUCUCUGGCAGAAGGGCAGCAGAAUCUGGAGAAGGAAACAAAGUCUGAAGCAGUUUCAUGUAGUACUGUUGCUAAAGCAGGACUGAAUAUUAACUUUGCAUGUUUCCAAACUCCAAAAAAUUGCUUGGAAGUGGAGGCUGUAGAAAGUGCAAAAGCUUUUAUUGAAGAUGAUCUUUCAAAUUCUGGAGUACAAAUUAAUGCCACACAAUCCUUCAGUGGCAGAAUACUGGAUAAAAUCUUUCAAAAUAAGAUGUUUGGGAAGAGGCACUUGGAAGGAAAUACCUCAGUCGGAGAGCCUCCAAUUAAAAGACAGCUGCUACCUGAAUUUGACAGAACAAAGAAUCCUGCCAAAUCUUUGAAAGCUUUGAAAAGCACCCCUGAUGGAAUUUUCAAAGACAGAAGAAAAUUUAUAUACCACGUUCCUUUAAAACCUGUAACUUGUGGACCUUUUGGUGCCACUAAAGAACGACAAGAAGUCAAGAAGCCUACCUUUACUCUAUCGGAUCAAGAGUUUAAAGGAUUUAAAUCUAAAUCUGCUAUUUUUCAGCACAGUGCACUAAGACAGUCUUCCAGUGAUACUUCAGGGUUUUCUACUCCACAUAAGGCCUUGGCUGAAGAGACUGAAGAAACAAAAACCUUGUACAAACCUGGCAAAACUGUUAAAACUUUUAUUCCACCCUUCAGAACAAAGCUGACUUUCUCUACAGAUCAACAAGAGAGCAGCAGCAGAUGUGACUCACUGACUGGCAAAAAUAUGAACAAAGAGAGGGAAAUAAAUCAGAUCACCAUUGAACAAAACAUUGCUGCAGCUCACCAUUCCCAAUCAGAGGGCAGCAAUUACAUCCAGCAAGCAGCAGACGCUGACUUAGAAAAUGGCAAUUCAGUUAUAAGCAAGAUGAUGACAAAUCUCCACUGUGCGAGAGAUCUGCAAGAAAUGAGAAUCAAAAAGAAAUAUAAACAAAAUAUUAGCUCACAGCCAGGCAGUCUUUAUGUGAUAAAAACGACUGCAAGAAAUAGAAUCUCUCUGAAAACUGCUGUAGAAGAGAAGUCUCCUAGUACUUACUCUGCAGAACAGCUCUAUACAUAUGGUGUUUCAAAACAUUGCAUACAAGUUAACAGUGUGAAUGCAGAAGCUUUUCAAUUUCUCAUGGAAGAUUUUUUCAGUAUGGAGGAUUUACUGACUGGAAAUGGGGUGCAACUUGCUGAUGGAGGAUGGCUAAUACCAACAGAUGAGGGGAAAGCUGGAAAAAGGGAGUUUUAUAGAGCCCUCUGUGAUACUCCUGGUGUGGAUCCCAAGCUAAUAACAGAGGCGUGGGUUUACAAUCACUAUAGGUGGAUUGUGUGGAAGUUGGCAGCCAUGGAAGUGUCUUUUCCACAUGAAUUUGCUAACAGAUGUUUGACACCAGAAACAGUGUUGUUGCAAUUAAAAUAUAGAUAUGAUUUGGAAGUUGAUAGAAGUAAACGAUCAGCAAUCAAAAAAAUAAUGGAGAAAGAUGAUACAGCAGGUAAAACACUCAUACUGUGUAUUGCUAAAAUCAUAUCACUGAAUACCAUUGUAUCUCCUAGCAGUAAUAAUAAGAGUACGGAAAGUAAAAAAGAAGCAGCGAUAAUUGAAGUUACUGAUGGCUGGUAUGGGAUUAGAACUCUGGUGGAUCCGCCUCUCAAAGCAUUCUUGCAUAGAAGGCGACUGACUGUUGGUCAGAAGAUCAUUGUACAUGGAGCAGAACUUAUUGGCUCUCAGGAUGGAUGUACACCACUGGAAGCACCAGAUUCGCUUAUGCUAAAGAUUUCAGCAAACAGUACUCGAUGUGCACGAUGGCAUGCAAAGCUUGGAUUUCAUCGGGAUCCCAGACCUUUUCCUUUGCCUUUGUCAUCACUUUACAGUGAAGGUGGUGCAGUGGGGUGUGUUGAUGUAGUUGUUCAAAGAACUUACCCUAUUCAGUGGGUGGAGAAGACGUCAGCUGGCUCAUACGUGUUUCGUAACAGCCGAGCUGAAGAAAGGGAAGCUGCCAAGCAUGCAGAGGAUCAACAAAAGAAACUGGAAGCUCUGUUUGCAAAAAUCCAAGCAGAAUUUGAAAAGGAUGAAGAGAGAACUAGCAGAAGAGUGCUGAGAUCACGCAUGGUCACAAGAAAGCAAAUCCACAGUUUGCAAGAUGGUGCAGAACUUUAUGAAGCAAUUCAGAAUGCAUCUGAUCCUGGCUAUAUGGAGGGAUAUCUCAGUGAAGACCAAUUAAAAGCCUUGAAUGCUCACAGGCAGAUGAUGAAUGAUAAAAGGCAAGCUCAGAUACAGGCAGAAUUCAAGAAGGCAGUAGAGUCUGCAGAACAGGAAGAACAUGGUUGUUCCAAAAGGGAUGUCUCUGCUGUAUGGAAAUUAUGUGUGGUAGACUACAGAAAGCAAGAAAAACAUAACGGAGUGAUACUGAGUAUCUGGCGUCCACAGCUAGAUGUCUGUUCUUUGCUAAAGGAAGGAAGUCGGUACAGAAUCUACCAACUAUCAGCAUUGCAGUCCAAAGGAAGAUCAGACCCAGCUAAAAUACAGUUAACAGCAACAAAGAGGACUCAGUAUCUACAAUUACCAGUCUCUCAAGAGAUGCUGUCACAGAUUUUCUUUCCUAGAAAGGCUCUGACAUUCACAAGUUUAUUGGAUCCUUCUUUUCAGCCACCACAUGCUGAAGUUGAUUUAGUGGGACUUGUAGUUUCUGUUGGCAAAACAGGUUUCACUUCUUUGGUGUACUUGUCUGACGAAAACUAUAAUCUAGUGGCAAUAAAGAUCUGGACAGAUCUUAGACACCUUGCUAUCGAAGAUAUAGUUGUCUGUGGUUCGUUCAUUUCUGCAAGCAACCUUCAGUGGCAAUCUGAAUUCAGAUCAGAAAUUCCUAUGCUCUUGGCUGGUGAUCUUUCUGUAUUCUCUGCCAGUCCAAAGGAAAACUAUCUUCAAGAGAAAUUUAACGAACUGAGAAGUGCGAUAGAGAAUGUGGAUUCUUUUUGUUCUGAUGUGGAAAGAAAAUUGAUGAAUUUGCUCCAAAGAAACAGCCCGCUUACACCCAAUUUACCUAAAAGAUAUGGCUUGGAAUGCCUUUCCCCUUGCAACACAGGCCUUUAUGCAGGGCGUAACAGUUUGAUCUCUUCUCCUAACAUUGAAGUAAGGUAUCAGAGCCCUUUGGCAAAUAGCAUACAGAAUUUGAAACUUGUCCCCCAAGGCUCAGCAAAGAUGUCUUCAUCUGCUACUACUAAUGAAGACCAUCCCAAAAACAGCAAAAAGAGAAAAGCUAUGGACUUGCUCAGCCGCAUACCUGCCCCUCCACCACUGACACCAAUCUGUUCAACUGUUUCUCCAUCUUUAAAAAAGGCAUUUCAGCCUCCGCGAAGUUUGGGUUUUCAGCGAAGCAAGUCUCCAAAAGACACAACUUGGAGUAUCAGUCAUGCCACCCCCUGUAGAAAACUGAGAGAGGCUGUCCAUCUUCCUGAGAAUGAUCUGGUUGCAGAUGAAGAACUUGCACUGAUUAAUACACAAGCACUCAUAAAUACUUUACCAGAAGAGAAGAAGAUUGACUGUGUAAAUGAAAAUAGCAGUACAAUAGCUAUUAAUUUAUCUGAUGAUCUUUCACAAAAAAAAAGUAGUUUUAAGUCUUCUGAGGAUAACUCUUCAAAAAACUGUGCUGAAGGAGCUGAGGCUUUUCAAAGGGACACAAAAGAAGCUGAGAGCUCAUUAACAGACCACAGAAAGCUACACAGACAAAAAAGGUAAGAAUGCUACUAAAUGCAUGUGUACAGCAUUGUACAUAUUUCAAAUUCAAAUGACUUUUACACUUUACAUUAAAU